Molecule: messenger RNA, 2319 nt
Organism: Carassius gibelio (silver crucian carp)
Lineage: Eukaryota; Metazoa; Chordata; Actinopteri; Cypriniformes; Cyprinidae
Product: ruvB-like 2
Exons: 14
Coding region: 94-1626 (510 amino acids)
Biological process (GO): box C/D snoRNP assembly; regulation of transcription by RNA polymerase II; chromatin remodeling
Cellular component (GO): Swr1 complex; Ino80 complex; R2TP complex
Molecular function (GO): ATP hydrolysis activity; ATP binding; DNA helicase activity
Source: RefSeq, a predicted model, not a curated record
AACUCAGAAUCGAGGUCACGUGUUCCACCCGGACGGAUUUCCACUGCGCGCUUAUUCAUCAGACAGACACACGACCGUAUCACGAGAGGGAACAUGGCAGCGCAGGUUGCAACCACGAAAGUUCCGGAGGUGCGAGACAUCACUCGAAUUGAGAGGAUUGGUGCACACUCUCACAUUCGUGGGCUGGGUUUGGAUGAUGCCUUGGAGGCACGGCAGGUGUCUCAGGGGAUGGUGGGGCAGCUGGCAUCUCGAAGGGCAGCCGGGCUGAUCCUUGAGAUGAUCAAAGAUGGUCAGAUUGCUGGUCGUGCUGUCCUCAUUGCUGGCCAACCUGGGACGGGCAAGACCGCUAUUGCUAUGGGUCUUGCCCAGUCUCUCGGGCCUGACACCCCUUUCACUGCUAUGGCUGGGAGUGAGAUUUUCUCUCUGGAGAUGAGCAAGACUGAAGCUCUGAGCCAGGCCUUCCGCAAAGCCAUAGGAGUCCGGAUCAAAGAGGAGACUGAAAUCAUUGAAGGAGAGGUGGUAGAGAUUCAGAUUGACAGACCAGCUACAGGAACUGGUGCAAAAGUGGGGAAGCUUACGCUGAAGACGACAGAGAUGGAAACCAUCUAUGAUCUGGGGACCAAGAUGAUUGAGAGCCUCAGUAAAGAGAGAGUACAAGCUGGAGAUGUGAUCACCAUUGAUAAAGCCACAGGAAAGAUUAGCAAACUGGGACGGUCAUUUACUCGUGCAAGAGAUUACGACGCCAUGGGAGCACAGACUCAGUUUGUGCAAUGUCCAGAGGGAGAACUGCAGAAACGGAAGGAGGUUGUUCACACGGUCUCUCUCCAUGAAAUUGAUGUCAUCAACAGCCGCACUCAGGGGUUCCUGGCCUUAUUUUCAGGCGACACAGGAGAGAUUAAGUCAGAGGUUCGAGAACAGAUCAAUGCUAAAGUGUCUGAGUGGAGAGAGGAAGGCAAAGCUGAGAUCAUUCCUGGGGUUCUCUUCAUAGAUGAGGUUCACAUGUUGGACAUAGAAUGUUUUUCAUUCCUGAAUCGAGCUCUUGAGAGUGAUCUAUCACCUGUACUUAUCAUGGCCACUAACCGAGGCAUCACCCGUAUCAGAGGCACCAAUUAUCAGAGUCCUCAUGGUAUUCCCAUAGACAUGCUUGACCGUCUGCUGAUCAUUGCAACCACUCCUUACACUGAGAAAGAGACCAGACAGAUCCUGAAGAUUCGCUGUGAGGAGGAAGACGUUGAGCUCAGUGAUGAAGCACACUCAGUUUUAACUCGUAUCGGACAGGAGACUUCACUCCGUUAUGCCAUCCAGCUCAUCAGUACUGCAGGCCUGGUGUGCCGCAAACGCCGGGGCACUGAAGUCCAAGUGGAGGACAUUAAGAGGGUCUACUCUCUCUUCCUGGAUGAGUCCAGAUCCUCACAAUACAUGAAAGAGUACCAGGACUCCUUCCUCUUCAAUGAAACACGUGAGAUUCAUCUCUGCAUUUCAUGCUCUGAUUCCCAGGGGUCUUACAGCAAAGGCGCAGAAGUCAUGCACAUAUGUCAUAUCUUUACAAUGCCUUUUUUUUCCAGCAAGCACAUGCUUUUAUGGUACUUCAAGAGCUGUACAUUAUACAAAAAGUAUAUUAUAUGACUCUAAGUUAUUGUCUUAUUUAAUUGGACAAGCAGUGUUCAAAGAUUGCUGCUAUAUAUAGCCCAACAGCACUGGGGAUUUUCACAGCACUUGUCUAUGUUUGUGGCGGUCAUGACAUACUGUCAGUCUUCAUGCGGACCCACAAAAAAAAAAAAAAAUUGUCUCCGAAAUUGCCAUUUUAUAUCUAAAAUGAAAGUUACUUUAUAUCAACUUUUACACAGUUUUUUUUACAUUUGUAGAGCUGUUGUGUAAAAGCAUUCUUACACCUGGAGUCAAUUUCAGCCUCAUUCCCUCAGCCAAAUUACUGCUCAGUACAAAGGCACAAUUUUGAGUUCUAUUGCUUAUUAACAUGUUUAGGGUUUAAAAGUUAUUUAAAACAUCUUCCUCUCUCUACAUUUCUUCCUUCAGAAUCCUCUCAGAUGGAGACCUCCUAAUGAAAGAGGACAUGAAGAGGUGUCUCCAUUCGUCGCUCCUGUGAAGAUCAUUUACUCUUAUGACCUCCUCCCUUAGAUGUGUUCAGACAGUUGAGUGUUCAAGCAUCAAGUUUUUUCUUUGGCAUCUUUUUCUUUAUUUGCUACUUGGUAUUGUUACAUUUUAUAUGUUUUGCAUUGAAAUAAAAUUCUCUUAAAAUAUUAUUUUUUGACUGUGUAACAUGACAACCAAAAGAUGAAAUAAAAACUAUUUGACCAUGAA